UCGCGGUGGGGAGGGGGAUAGGGCUAGGGUGCGAUUUUAUGGGGACGGGGGGUGGCCUCGGAGAUGCGGGUUCUGGGGGCGGCGGAGAUGCUGGAUUGUUUGUUGGGAGGGUAAGUAUUUAACUGCUGGCGCGCUGGUUCGGGGAGGGUGUGUGUGCUGGGUGCAGUUGUUGCAGUGAAUUGAACUGAACUGAACUGAAUUGAAUUCACUCUACUGCCUUGGUGCCGUUUCAAUCACCCACUGGACUCGGACACCUUGGAUACUCUCGGAUUUCGAACACUCGGACGACCAAUAUGGAUACCUUCUGCCUCCUCUGGCGUGCGCCGCACGUCAACCCGAUCACCCAGAAAGCUCGCUCAAUCCCUUUCCUCAACCCAGUGUCCACGACCUACGGCCGCACAUUCUUCUUCUCAUGGUUCGGCUUCAUGAUCGCCUUCUGGUCCUGGUACGCCUUCCCACCCCUCCUGGCCGACGUCAUCGCAGCCGACAUCCACAUGACCCACAACCAAGUCGCAAACAGCAACAUCAUCGCGCUGACCGCGACCCUGCUCGUCCGCCUCAUCGCCGGCCCAUCCUGCGACCGCUUCGGCCCGCGCCUCACCUUCGCCGGGUGUCUGCUCGCCGGCGCGGUCCCCACGUUCCUCGCCGGCACCGUGCAGAACGCGUCCGGCCUGUACGCGCUGCGCUUCUUCAUCGGCGUGCUGGGCGGCAGCUUCGUGCCGUGCCAGGUCUGGACCACGGGCUUCUUCGACACGAAUGUCGUCGGCCUUGCGAACGCGCUGGCAGGCGGCCUGGGUAAUCUCGGUGGCGGCAUUACCUACUUCGUCAUGCCGGCGGUGUACAAGGCGCUUGUCGACGACGGGCUGCCGGGCCACAAGGCGUGGCGCGUGGCGUUUGUGGUGCCGGGCGUGCUGAUUGUGUUCGUGGCCGCGUGUCUGCUGGUGUUGUGCGAGGACACGCCGACGGGGGCGUGGGCAAAGCGGCAUGCAGCCGCGGAGGAGAGUCUGAGGCGCCACGAUGUCGUUCCGGGUGUGAAGACGGGCACGCGCGAGGGCGACGUGGUGGAUAUCAGGGGCGAGCUGCAGGACGUGCCCAAGCCGAGUCCCAUGUCGUCGCGCCUGGGCAGCACGGCGGAUAUCGAGAAGAGUUCUGCUGCGGGCCCCGCCGGCGACGAGAAGAAACACGGCUGGAAAGACAACGAGGCGCAGCAGACUGACGCGCAGAUGUACACAACCGCCAGCACCGAAAUCAUCCAAAAGCCCUCCCUCACCAGCGUCCUCCGCAUCAUGUUCUCCCUCCAAACGCUCGUCCCAGCCGCCUGCUACUUCUGCACCUUCGGCGCCGAACUAAGCAUAAACUCCGUGCUGGGGAACUACUACCUGCACGCCUUCCCUUCCAUGACCCUGCAAGCCUCGGGCAACUGGGCCGCCAUGUUCGGCCUCCUAAACGGCGUCGCCCGGCCCCUGGGCGGCUACAUCUCCGACCUGGCCUACCGCCGCACGCACUCCGUGUGGGCCAAGAAAGCCGUGCUGCACACGUACGGCGUGCUGACGGGCGCCUUCCUCAUUGUGAUUGGCGCGCUGGACCCCCGCGACGUGAGCACGAUGAUGGGACUCGUGGGCGCGCUGGCCGUGGUGCUGGAGGGCGGCAAUGGCGCCGAUUUCGGGCUCGUGCCGCAUGUGCAUCCGCAUGCGAACGGCGUGGUGUCGGGGUUUACGGGCGCGAUGGGGAAUCUGGGCGGGAUUGUGUUUGCGAUUAUUUUUCGCUACAAUGGGAAGGAUUACGGGCGGGUGUUUUGGAUCAUCGGGGUCGUGGUUGUGGCGGUCAAUUUGGCAGUUAGUUGGAUCCGGCCGGUUGCGAAGAAGGCGGCUUGAGGGUGGUGGUUGGUUGUUUGUAGCGGUUUUGCGUGGCGUUUGGGUUGGGCUGUGAUAUCAUGGAAUGGGUGUCUGGGUGUUGUCAUGAAUUUACGAGAUUGACGUCCCCCAUCACUGGUACUUCGUGCUCUCCGUUUUCCAUUUCUUGUCUUGUAGCCUUCCGUGAUUUGUGGAGGCAGCGAUGUGACGAAAUGAGGAUGAGCGCAGCGAAUUUUAAUCAGGUUGCGUUUGAUUAUUCUUGUUCACAAACUGGGUAGACAUCUCCUUUAGAGCUCAUGUUGCCCAUCCUUUCUCUACCGAUCUUCUUCUACGCCCAACGUCCGAACGCCAGGCUAAGUACACUAAGCUCGUGCUCCAUAGAAUACCUCUCCGUGGCAAGUACACACGUUCGCUUGCUCACUCCAAGAACCACGG
This is a messenger RNA of Boeremia exigua, 2288 nucleotides long. RefSeq names its product major facilitator superfamily domain-containing protein. Gene Ontology annotation, biological process: nitrite transport; nitrate transmembrane transport. NCBI's taxonomy places the organism in Eukaryota, Fungi, Ascomycota, Dothideomycetes, Pleosporales, Didymellaceae. Gene Ontology annotation, molecular function: nitrate transmembrane transporter activity; nitrite transmembrane transporter activity. Bases 294 to 1874 code for a protein of 526 amino acids. Gene Ontology annotation, cellular component: membrane. The record is from RefSeq and is a predicted model, not a curated record. The transcript has 3 exons.